UAGCACUUUUCUUUUUCCAACAGAUGGCUGGGAUAAAUGCUGUGGUGUAUUAUUCAACUGCUGUGUUUCGUAGUGCUGGUAUUGCAUCAGAUGUUGCUGCUAGUGCUCUUGUUGGGGCAUCAAACGUCUUUGGCACAACUAUUGCAUCUUCCUUAAUGGACAGACAAGGAAGGAAGAGUCUUCUAAUCACAAGCUUUUUUGGAAUGGCUGCCUCAAUGCUGCUGCUUUCCUUGUCCUUCACUUGGAAGGCCCUGGCACCAUAUUCUGGAACCCUUGCAGUUCUAGGGACAGUUUGCUACGUGUUGUCAUUUUCACUUGGUGCUGGUCCUGUGCCAGCUCUUCUUCUUCCAGAGAUAUUUGCCUCCAGAAUUAGAGCGAAAGCAGUUGCUUUAUCCUUGGGCAUGCACUGGGCUGCAAAUUUUGUCAUCGGCCUGUAUUUCUUGAGCUUCGUGAACAAGUUUGGGAUCAGCUCUGUGUAUUUAGGAUUUUCCGGCAUCUGUCUUUCUGCUGUGUUGUACAUAGCAGCUAAUGUUGUGGAGACAAAGGGACGCUCGUUGGAGGAAAUAGAGCGAGCUCUUAACCCGACAAUUUGAUCAGAUCAGGGUACUCGUCGCAAGGACACAAGGUAACAUGUCACUACACCUCAUGGACAUUGGCCUUAGGAUAGAUUGUGGUUUUAAUCCCCGGAGGGUUCAUUGUUCUUGCGGAACGUUCACUGGGCUUGCUUAUUGUCCGGCAUUUUCAAAUGCCAAAUCUCUGUUAUAACCAGCUUAGUGAACAAACUCACGAACAUGCGGGUCAUCAAAACUGAAUGUUGAGUAUCACAAAGAUUUUGUUUCCCAUGUGAUUGUUGAAUGAAAUUCUAUAUGACCAUUCCGCAGAGUGAUUAGAAAAUUAAGUGAAGCU
Molecule: messenger RNA, 906 nt
Organism: Populus euphratica (Euphrates poplar)
Lineage: Eukaryota; Viridiplantae; Streptophyta; Magnoliopsida; Malpighiales; Salicaceae
Product: plastidic glucose transporter 4-like
Exons: 5
Coding region: 24-593 (189 amino acids)
Biological process (GO): carbohydrate transport; transmembrane transport
Cellular component (GO): membrane
Molecular function (GO): carbohydrate:proton symporter activity
Source: RefSeq, a predicted model, not a curated record